UAUCAUCCAUACUUGGAAACUUGAUCGUAUCACAAAGUAGUGGUACAAUGGACAUAUUCGUAAAUAAUAAGCGAUGCAGCAAUAUAUUUCUUCCUACCGUAUUUACAACGGAAUUAAACAAAAAAUUGAUUGAACCUACAAGCGAUACAAAUGCUAGUGAAGAAAUAAAAGGACCAAGAUAUUUUAGAGGUAAUGGAUUGAUCACUAUAUUACUUGAUGGUGAUAAAUUACAAUUCAAAUUUGAUAAUAGUGAUGAAACUUAUAUCGUGAGUCAAGAAGUUCAUGUUAAAGCUUUUAACGACCCUGCAGCUCAAAUCCAAAAAAAUGGUGGUUUAAAAAUCUUGACACGAUUGGAUUUGGAUGAUUUGAGAGCUUAUGAUGCCAAAUUAACAUUCAAAACACCAACGGGCGGAGACUCACGUACUUAUGAAACUCGUCAUCUAGCACCUCUCAAACAAUGGAACGGAUUUGGUGUUGAUUGGCUAAUGGAAAUCGCAAAAAAAACUGCUGAAUUAAAUCCUGCUGCUGUUGCUGAAUAUCCGGGAAGAGUAAAAUUACAAUUUCCAAUGGAUUUGUCACUUCAAGGAUUUAAACAUAUAAUAAAAGUCAAAGAAACAGGUGAAACUUUUGAAGUGUGUCAUACAGUUAAUAUUAAAGUUUUAAAAAAAUCCGGCGAUAAAAUAAACAAGGAAUCAAAAAAUCUAAAAUUUGAUGCAAUAAUUCAAAGCGGGGAUAUCUAUUUCAAGACCUUAUAUGGUUCUCAUCAAGGAUUGCGCCUACGAUAUGAAGUCUCAAUGAAAGUAAAUGAUAAUAAUGAAAUAUAUAUCAUUCCACUCACAAAAUAUGGAAUGAUUUAAGAAAAAUUUUUGUCACAAAAAAAUA
This is a messenger RNA of Aphidius gifuensis, 882 nucleotides long. RefSeq lists its product as uncharacterized. The coding region runs from base 48 to 857 and encodes 269 amino acids. The transcript has 7 exons. Lineage: Eukaryota; Metazoa; Arthropoda; Insecta; Hymenoptera; Braconidae. The record is from RefSeq and is a predicted model, not a curated record.